Ctenopharyngodon idella (grass carp) is the source of this 2792-nucleotide messenger RNA. Its product is annotated as GTPase IMAP family member 4-like. Bases 450 to 1454 code for a protein of 334 amino acids. The record is from RefSeq and is a predicted model, not a curated record. NCBI's taxonomy places the organism in Eukaryota, Metazoa, Chordata, Actinopteri, Cypriniformes, Xenocyprididae. The transcript is spliced from 3 exons. Gene Ontology annotation, molecular function: GTP binding.
AUCAACCCGUGUUCAGCUUUACAGAAGUCGUCGGCAGCGCUGCACAGGUCACAGGAUUUCACGAAAUCAACAAUGUCACCAAAGAAGAAGUAUGUUUUUGGUUGUGAGGGAAAGAUAACCUUGCUUCCCAAAGAACCCAGCAUUAAGUGGAGCUGUGAUUUUUGUGCUCACGCAUUACAUUGAUGUAUUCUCCAUAUUUGUUAUUCAAACCAUAGAAACUGAUAGUUGCAAUCACUUUUUAUUGGUUAAAAUGAAUGGAGAAUAUCAUGUGUUUUUCUGCAGCUGCUCGAGCCCUCAGGAUCGGAGCUUAUGAUUUCAUAAACAAGGCCCAGUUCUACGCUGGAUUUACAUAUUGUUUGAAACUGAAAGAUGGAGUGGUCACAGCAAUAAUGGUCGCGGUCAUGAGUCGGAACUGCAGGUACUCUGCCUGUCUGGCAAACUGAGCCAAAAUGAAUCGACAAAUAUCAGAAUUUAGGAUUGUCCUACUUGGUAAAACAGGGGUGGGGAAAAGUGCCACUAGUAACACCAUCCUUGGAAAAGAUCAUUUUCACAAAGCAGCGAGCUCUAAGUCUGUGACCAGGCAGUGCAGUCAGGCUACCACUAUUAUUGAAGGCAAAACAAUCAAGGUUGUGGACACUCCUAGCUGGUGUGACACAGAGCUCUCUGAAGCUGAGCUCACGCAGGAGACAGUGAAAUGCAUUGAAAUGUUAUACCCAGGGCCCCAUGUCUUUCUUCUCGUCUUUGCGAUUGGCAACCGCUUUACAGCCAAAGAGGAAAAAUCAGUCAAGAUGAUAGAGGAUGUCUUUGGGGAAGGAGCUACAAGAUACACAAUGAUUCUGCUCACGAGGGGAGAUGACCUAGAGAGCCAAACCAUUGACAGCUAUCUCAAAUGGACUCCAGGUCUUCAAGCCUUGGUUUCCAAGUUCAAUGGCAGGUACCAUGUUUUCAAGAAUAAAGAAAAAAACCAUGACCAAGUGCCCAAGCUCCUGCAAAAGAUGCAAGACAUGGUACAACACAAUGGUGGUGAAUGCUACACCAACUCAACAUACCAGCUACUGGAGAAAUAUAAAAAAAGAGAAGCUGAUGCCAAUAAAAAGGAGAUGCAAGCCAGAGAGGCUGAGUUUAAAAGAAGAGUACAACUCAUGGAACAGGAGCAGCAGCAUCAAAGGUUGAGAGAAACAGAGCCGCAGGGACAAUUGAGUCAAAUUUACACCGUCAAUGUUAUGACUACUUGGUUGGUGCAAAUGCAAAUUGAUGAAAAUGCCAGGAAAGAAAGAGAAAAUGAAAGACACGAGCAUAGACGUAGAAUGGAGAGUGAGAUGCAGAUAUUUCAACAGAAGCAAGAAAUUUUAAAAUAUGAAGCAAAAAUACUCAAGCUUAAAGAACAGCACCGUCAGGCAGAAGCUGAAAGAGAAGAAAUGUUAAGGAAGCAAAGCAGAUGCAUUACUUCAUAAAAAGCUAUUUAAAUGGUUUUUAAAGUUUCAUAGAUUACUGAGCAUUAUCUGUUUUUUUUUUUGUUUUUUUUACAUUUGUUAAUGUAAAUGUCAUUUAACAAAAUGUACAAUAAAACUCUUAUCAAGAUUUGUAUUGUGUGGUGUUAACACAUUAUACAGUUAACAUUCAUAAAUUAUUCAAAUUUUAAUUGUUCAAAGCUACUAGAGCUUUCAGGAACACAUUAGUACUUAACCAGCUGUAAUAUUUUCAAAAGCAACAGGUUUGCUGGACUGUUAGAUAGUCAGAUUUCAAUCAGUAUAGAGGAAAAAAAGUGAAAAACUUUAAAAAUAAAUAAAAUUUAGGCAAGUUAACUUUAAUGCCUCUUAAAAUUGAAUGCCUUCAUCUACAAAAAAAAAAAAAAAAAACCACUACAAAAGAGCAGUCAAUACUGCUGAUGGACUAGAUAGUUGAGGAAAGAAAGGGCCAAAAAAUUAAUUAGAAUUAGAUUCAACCUCAAAUGAAGGACUGUAUAUGGAAAAACUAUAGCUCCAGAAUGAACAAUUACAGGUGGUAUAUAAUAAGUAUUACAACUGAAUAAAGGAACAUCAGGAAUAGUAUGUCUGCAACAUUUCCUAUAAGCCUCAGCUUAAUCUAGAAGCAAUUUAAAGCAACUUUAUCAAUAAUCGAGCAUGAAGUAGGUUUUUAAACAUUUAAAAUUUGAAUGACAAUCCAUCAGCUAAAGAUUCCUAUAUAAAAUGCUUUCAUAAAAUUCUAAAUGAAAAACUAGUGUUUAGUAAGUUUGCAUUUUUGAAUCAUUGAAAAACAAAUGCAGGUUUAAUUUGUUUUUAUUUCAAAAAAAAGAAAAAAAAUUCCAAGUGGACAAAUGCCUGCGUGGUAAUAAUCCACACCAGUGCUAGACACAAAACGUGAACUUGCACCCCUCGACAAAAACACUGUAGUACACAGCAACACCAUGAGAGAAGAUCACAAUAUGGAACAAAUGUGAAGUUACUCAAACACAGGAAAAGCAUCACCCUUCAAUAAAAGCACUUCUAUGGAAAAUUUAGUCUGAAGGUUUACUUCCAUGGAAUUAAAUUGUAAUUCUGGGUCUGAGAAACUUAGUUUUAAGUGCUUAUAGUGCAAAAGAGCAGCAGAUAAGCUUAAACUAAACAGUCAGUCAUGGAUGAAGAAUCUUCCUAUAUGACAUUAAAAAGAUCAAAGGAUCUAAAAUAGUGCUCAUUAACACCACCUACAAGUUGUACAAGAGAUUACUACACCAUCUCAUCCAUUACACAAUAUUAUCCUCCAAUUGGGUCACUGCCACAAGUAAAAAAAAAAAAAAAAAAAAAAAAAAAAAA